GCAAGAGGCCACCGAUAAAGGUUGGGUGCCUCGUGCCGGGGGCCGUCGGGAGGGAGCGCGCCCUCGCCCCCUCCCGGGCCCCCAGCUCCUGCAGCCCCGUGCCUGGUCCCCCCUUCCCGUCGGCACUCCUCGGGGAAGUCCCGGGACUCCCCUCUGUCCCCCCCACGACCGGUUCCGCAGGUGUGAUGGUCGGCUCUCACGUGGACAUGGCACCUGCAUCUACCAUGGAGGGGGCUGGGGAAAAGCCAGGCCCUGCUGCCCCCACACCAUCCGCCCAGUAUGAGUGCGGGGAGUGCGGCAAGUCAUUCCGGUGGUCAUCUAGGCUCCUGCACCACCAGCGCACACACACGGGCGAACGGCCCUACAAGUGUCCAGACUGCCCCAAGGCCUUCAAGGGCUCCUCAGCCCUGCUUUAUCACCAGCGGGGCCACACGGGUGAGCGGCCUUACCAGUGUCCCGACUGCCCCAAGGCCUUCAAGCGCUCCUCGCUGUUGCAGAUCCACCGCAGCGUGCACACCGGCCUGCGGGCCUUCACCUGCGGCCAGUGUGGCCUGGCCUUCAAGUGGUCAUCGCACUAUCAGUACCACCUGCGGCAACACACUGGCGAGCGGCCCUACCCGUGCCCAGACUGCCCCAAGGCCUUCAAGAACUCAUCCAGCUUGCGCCGCCACCGUCACGUGCACACCGGGGAGCGACCUUACACCUGCGGCGUGUGCGGCAAGAGUUUCACGCAGAGCACCAACCUGCGGCAGCACCAGCGCGUGCACACGGGCGAGCGGCCCUUCCGCUGCCCGCUCUGCCCCAAGACCUUCACCCACUCCUCCAAUCUGCUGCUGCACCAGCGCACCCACGGCCCCGCCCCGGGCCCCGCCUCCAGCCAUGCGGCCCCGCCUCCCGCGGCUCCGGAGCCCGGGGGAGGCGGUAAAGUGUUGGUGGCCGAUGCCUACUUGCAAGGGCACCUUCAGCCCGGUAGCCCACCUGCACCCGCCGCGCCGCCACCGCCGCCCGUGGUGCCCGAGCUCUUUCUAGCGGCGGCGGAGACCACAGUGGAGCUAGUGUACCGCUGCGAGGGCUGCGAGCAGGGCUUCGGCAGUGAGGAGCUGCUCUUGGAGCAUCAGCCGUGCCCUGGGCCCCCCGCUGCUCCUCAACCCCAGGAAGCACCUGUCGAGACAUCCCCAGCCGAUCCCCCAGCGGCCCUGACCCCCACGUCCCCUCUGCCGCAGCCCCCUCCUGCCACCGACGGGCCCCCCAGCUUUGCUUGCCUCCCCUGCGGGAAGUCCUUCCGGACUGUGGCCGGCCUGUCCCGCCACCAGCAUAGCCACGGGGCCGCAGGUGGACAGGCUUUUCGCUGCGGGAGUUGCGACGGCGCCUUCCCGCACCUGGCCAGUCUGCUGGCGCACCAGCAGUGCCACGUUGAGGAAGCGGCGGCUGGACGCCCACCCCCGCAAGCCGAGGCCGCCGAGGUCACCUGUCCUCAGGAGCCCCUGGCCCCGGCGGCGGUUGCCCCGCCUCCGCCUCCGCCGGCCCCGGUGUCUGCAGAGCGGCCCUACAAAUGUGCCGAGUGCGGCAAGGCCUUCAAGGGUUCCUCGGGGCUGCGCUACCACCUGCGGGACCACACGGGCGAGCGGCCUUACCAGUGCGGCGAGUGUGGCAAGGCCUUCAAGCGCUCCUCGCUGCUGGCCAUCCACCAGCGCGUGCACACGGGCCUGCGGGCCUUCACGUGCGGCCAGUGCGGCCUUACCUUCAAGUGGUCAUCGCACUACCAGUACCACCUGCGGUUGCACUCGGGCGAGCGGCCCUACGCCUGCGGGGAGUGCGGCAAAGCCUUCCGCAACACGUCGUGCCUGCGGCGCCACCGUCACGUACACACCGGUGAGCGGCCCCACGCCUGCGGCGUGUGCGGCAAGAGCUUCGCCCAGACCUCCAACCUGCGGCAGCACCAGCGCGUGCAUACCGGAGAGCGGCCCUUCCGCUGCCCGCUCUGCCCCAAGACCUUCACCCACUCGUCCAACCUGCUGCUGCACCAGCGCACCCAUUCGGCCGAGCGCCCCUUCACCUGCCCCAUCUGUGGGCGUGGCUUCGUCAUGGCUGCCUACCUGCAGCGGCACCUGAGGACGCACACCCCGGCCACUCCUUCGGCCACCGCGCCCUCCACUGCAUCCCAGGUCCCUGCCCCACUGGCUGCCGCUCCAGCUCCGCUGGCCACCCAAGAUGUCCACGUUCUCCCUCACCUACAGGCCACUCUCUCCCUUGAGGUGGCCGGGGGCACAGGCCAGGCCCCACCCCCAGGCCCAACCGCUCCCAACUCCCAGACGUUUCUCCUGGUGCAGACUGCCCAGGGCCUCCAGCUGAUCCCCAGCAGUGUCCAGCCGCCUACCCCACCACCUCCACCUGCACCCCCUAAGCUCAUCCUGCUGCCUCCCUCCAAUGCUGGGGGUGCAGGUAGUGGCACAAGACAGGGCCCUCGGGCAGUGGGGAAAGCUGCCCAGGGACCAGGGGUAGUCUGGUUGCCAGGCCCCGGAGGUCUGGGUGCGCAGGGAGGAGGUAGCACAGGGGUCAGCGGGAGCGGGCAGAGUGUCAUAGUUCUGCAGAAUGUAGGGAGUGGGGAGGCAGGGCCACAGGAAGUGAGUGGGGUCCAGCUCCAGCCGGCCCAGGAAAUGACCACAGUUCAGCUCCAGCCGGCACAGGAAGUGACCACGGUCCAGCUCCAGCCAGCCCAGGAAGUGACCACGGUCCAGCUCCAGCCUCUGGCAGGCCAGAUCUCCAAUUCCAGUGCGGGAGCUGUGACUACUGAGGCCCCCAACUUGUUGGUUGUUCAGAGUGGGGCAGCUGAAGAGUUGCUCACAGGCCCAGGCCCUGGGGAGGCAGGAGAAGGUGAGGCCAGCACUGGUGUGGUCCAGGACGUUGUCUUUGAGACACUGCAGACGGAUGAGGGGUUGCAGAGUGUGCUGGUGCUGAGCGGAGCUGACGGGGAGCAGACGCGGCUCUGUGUUCAGGAGGUGGAAACUCUUUCCCCUGGCCUGACAGAGCCACCUGCCCAGGGCCCACCUGGACAGAAACUCCUCAUUAUUCGCAGUGCCCCUGCCACUGAACUGCUGGACAACAGCAGCGUUGGUGGAGGUACGGCCACGCUGCAACUCCUGGCUCCACCGCAACCUGCCCCGGUUUCUGUCCCCGCCGGGAUGCCUGUGGCUCCCACUUCCCAGAUGGUACAAGUGGUCCCUGCCGGAGGUGGACCCGGGGUCAUGGCUUCCCAGGGCCUGCCUUCCAUUCAGAUCGUUCAGACUCUGCCGGCAGUUCAGUUGGUACACACAUUUUGAGGAGACCCACUGGUACUAGUGUUUGCCCCACUCAGACCCCUACUCGCUGCCCUCAGCAGGGCUGGGGUCAGCUGCAGAGGGAAGGUGGAGCUGCCGGCUGGGCUUGCUAAUAAAGACUCAGAAUCUCC
Jaculus jaculus (lesser Egyptian jerboa) is the source of this 3448-nucleotide messenger RNA. It is a transcript of the gene Znf628, whose product is annotated as zinc finger protein 628. The transcript is spliced from 2 exons. Bases 186 to 3320 code for a protein of 1044 amino acids. Lineage: Eukaryota; Metazoa; Chordata; Mammalia; Rodentia; Dipodidae. The record is from RefSeq and is a predicted model, not a curated record.